Chanos chanos (milkfish) is the source of this 4533-nucleotide messenger RNA. RefSeq names its product PR domain containing 2, with ZNF domain a (gene prdm2a). Gene Ontology annotation, molecular function: RNA polymerase II cis-regulatory region sequence-specific DNA binding; DNA-binding transcription factor activity. Gene Ontology annotation, biological process: regulation of transcription by RNA polymerase II. NCBI's taxonomy places the organism in Eukaryota, Metazoa, Chordata, Actinopteri, Gonorynchiformes, Chanidae. The record is from RefSeq and is a predicted model, not a curated record. The coding region runs from base 1 to 4533 and encodes 1510 amino acids. The transcript has a single exon.
AUGGUAACGCUUGAACAAGCAAAUCCAAACACAGUCUGUCAGGUGGUUGAAACAGAGUGUUCCACAAAGCUUAAAGAAGACUUCGGAUCUGAUGCUCAUCCACUGGACCCUGACGCUGAACUAGACCCAGACUAUGACCCUGACAUUGACCCCCAGGGCCUGUGUUCAUUUCCCUGUCAGCACUGUCAGAGACGAUUUAAUACCAAACAAGGCUUGGAACGUCAUACGCACAUACAUGCUUCUGCUGUCUGCCAGACGCAGGCGUUCAAAUGUAAGCACUGUGGAAAGGCAUUUAGCACACAGUUUGGUCGUCGCCGUCAUGAAAGAACUCAUGACAACUUAAAGAAAAGGUCAGCUUCUCUCACACUCACAGGUACUACUUGUAUCUCAAGUCAGUCUUUCCCAGGUGAAAGUGAAAAUCCAAACGUGUCUAAUGCUGAGAUGCAGGGAGGACGUCACGUCCUAGAGAACUCUGAUCCUACUAAGCAGUUUGUCUCAACUGAUAAUGAAUGUGUGGCUGAUUUGGAUGAAAACGUGGAGCCUAAGGAUUCCCACGUAUGCAGGUACUGCAAAAAAUCUUUCGGCACUCACACUAACCUGCGUCGACACCAGCGUAGGAUUCAUGAACACCACCUCCUCUCCAAAGGGGUCUACAAGAAGGGUUUGGUUUUACACGAUGCUCAGUCCCAGAAGCAGCAGCCUGUUUCAACCUCACCAGAAUCCUCAACUGUGAGCCCAAAGCCAGUCUGCCCUGAAGAAGAAGGGGAUCAGGAAGAGGAGUACAUGGUCGACAUCUCCAGCAACAUUUCUGAGAAUCUUAGCUUCUACAUCGAUGGAAAGAUUGUCUCAACAAGUGCUGUUAGCAACUGUGAGGUGAUUGAGGUUAACUCGGGUUCUGCUGCUGUGAUUGGACUGGAUGCUGUGAUCAUCAGCCCAGCACAGAUUACUCAGGCUCUCAAAAUUGAGACCUCGACCUGUACUGUGGCUGAGAUCCCAGGUCAACCCUGUGUGAAACGGAGGACUUCUACCCCACCUCUUCUACCGCAAAUUAAAACAGAAUUGGAAUCUGAAUCCAUCUUAGCCACUACGUCUCCUUCCUCUUCUUCUUCUUCUUCUUCUUCUUCACCCACAUCUUCAUCAUUAUCUUCCUCACCCACAGCAUCAGUAGGCACACUUCAGCCUCAGCCCACAGAGAGUGUCGCUUUUCACAAAGAAAAGACAGUCUACCUUUCACCUAAGCUAAAACAACUCUUGCAGAACCAGGAUGGCAAUAAGCCAGUGUUUGCCCUGAUCACAGAUGGUCAAAAGCUGGGUCCACCUUUGUCACUUACUGUUUUACCAGCAGGGUCUGGCAGGUUUAAGAGGAGGACCACAUCACCUCCUAGCUCCCCACAACAGACCCCUGUCCUGAAGGGUGAAAAGCUCACACCAAAUGCUGGUCUCUCUUGUUCUCCAAAGGAGCCAAAGACGGAGAGCCAUUAUAACCCCUCAGUAAUUGGCUCAUCCAGCAAAGAGGAGACAAAUACUAUGAAUCUCUCUCAAAUGGACCCUACUUCCACUCGUGCAGUUUUGCCUUUGGAUUGGUCUGACUCAAGGACUGGUGGUAGCUCCUGCAACCAGCAGCCUUUAGACCUUUCUAAUCCUGUAGGUAAAAGGGACAUGGUUGAGGAUUCAGAGGAAGCUGUUUUGGAUCUGAGCAUGCACAGGAAAAAUACUGUAGAGUCUGAUUCAUCAGGAAACGUACCCUCUCAAAUGGUGGUCAAGAGGAGUAAACCAAGCUCCAGCAUGUUACAGAAAGUAUUGAUGAAUGAGUAUGCCAGCGUAGAUAUUACUGGGGUUGAUACAUCAUGUGCAUUGGGAAGUCUUAGCACACCUGUCGUUACAGACCUUGCAGUGGUUGCAGUUUCUGAUCCACCCCCUGUGAACCCUGAAAAACUUGUUUUUGAAUUGGCUCUCCCCUCUACCUCACUUAAUCCACCACCUCCUUCACUGACUCCAGUCGCCAUGCAUCCUGUGUCACCUUUUGCCUCAAGUCUUGGUUCACCAACUCCACCGCCUCCAGUCUUACCCUCAGCCUCAUCUCCAGUGACCACACCCACACAAGAGUUUCAGCCUGUUUGUUCCACUGCCCAGUCUUCCCUCCCAGUCCUGACUUCGAGAAUAUCAUCAAGUACUGCUGAAGUUUGCACAGAACAAAUAUUACAACCAGUAGAUUGUGGUUUAAAUGUGACUCUCCCAGAUUGGGUUAAUUCUGCCACUGGUGGUUUGGCUCAGGCUAUCAUACCUGCUAACUCUUCUCUUGAACUUCAAAAUUCAGAUACUUCUACGUGUGAAAUAGCGCAGAGCACUCUUGCUGUAGGUUCGGUCAUGGUGUCUGAGGCUCAGCUAUUUCCUCCUGCUCUAACUGUAAAUGAAUCGAAUAUCAGUACCGUGAGUUUUACUCCCAACACAGUUGUUAUAGAGUAUACAGUCUCACUGGAAUCCUCUGAAAAUGUUGUCUCGACUUUACAGGCUAAUGCCAUUGAAUCUCUCUCUGGCAAAAUCUCUCUUAAUCACACGGAGAUGCAAGAACUUCAGCCUUCGUUUCAGUCUCAGUCUCAUGAUCCUGCUAUUAUUGUCACAUCAGCUCCAAAAGUGACUCCUCCCUCAUCUUCCAUUGUCCUCUCAUCAGAGAACCCAACAGAUGGAGAAUCGCCAUCUCAGAGUGUUGCCUCUGAAAUCAAGGAGGAAAUGGAGAGCAAAGAGGAGCCAGCAGAGACAUCUGUAAAUUAUGCUGAUGUUAACACGAAAAACUUGAAUGCUUCACCCAGUGAAAAAACAGCUAUAGAGGAGUCUUCUCUCCUAGAUCCCCACUGCAAACGUUUUAUGUGCAACGUUUGUGACAAGCCGUUUCAGUCAAUGAAAGGGUUAAGCCAUCACAUAAGCGAUCAUGCGGAAGAAUGGCCGUACAAAUGCGAGUUUUGCGUACAGCUCUUUGGGAGUGACACCGAUUUAUUGGAUCACCGCUCUAACUACCAUGGGAUUGGGAAAAUCUAUGUAUGCAGUGCAUGUUCCAAAGAGUUUGCUUUCCUUUGCAACUUAGAGCAGCAUCAGAAGGACCUGCAUCCCGGCCAGAUGUGCUCACACACUGAGGUUGAAAACGGCAAGUUGAGACCUGAAAAUCAUAACAACCCAGCUAAAACUGACCCAUCAAAUCCUUCAGAUAGCUCUAAAACAGAGGCAUCUCAGCCAGUGCACAAAUCAGCUGCUAAAGAGGAUGAUGAUGAUGGUGACUUUGACCACUCCACUGAAGAACUUUACACGACAAUAAAGAUUAUGGCAUCAGAAGGCAUCAAACCAAAAGGCCCCAAUGUUCGACUAGGCAUUAACCAGCACUAUCCUAGUUUUAAACCACCUCCAUUUCCUUAUCACAACAGAACUCCAGUUGGUUCCGUAGCUUCAGCCACCAACUUCACCACUCAUAACAUCCCACAAACGUUCAGCACAGCUAUCCGCUGUACCAAAUGCGGCAAGAGCUUUGACAACAUGCCUGAGCUGCAUAAGCACAUUCUGGCUUGCGCAAAUGCUAGUGACAAAAAACGUUACACUCCCAAAAAGAACCCCAUACCCCUUAGACAGUUUGCAAAAGCACAGAAUGGGGUUCUGUCACCUGCUCGUGCUGUCAACGGUAGGCAGAAUGUAUCUCAGAAGUUGGGACAGCUGAAAAAGUUCAACAUUCAAGAGCCGGCUGGCAAGUUAAAGGUAAAUGCACUUAGCAAGAAGAAAUCCCAGCUUGUAACAAAGGCCAUUUCUCAUAGGAGUAAGUCAUCCACCACAGGAAAGAAAACGUCUGUACAGGAGGAGCAGGACGUUUAUGUGUGUCCUCACUGUAGCAGAGAAUUUAUCUACCAUGCUAGUCUUAAGAAACAUAUGGUAGUCAGCUGUCCUAGGAAGCCGGUCCCCAAAAACACCAAAAAAAGGAAAGGGAGCACACCUCUGGCACAGGAAAACAACGGUAACCUUCGGAGGCGUCUUGCAGACAGAGUAACGAAACCACAAGGUUCAAACCAUGGACAGAAACCGUUAGGGAAGACUAGGACUAGUGAGUCAGGCCCAGCAGAUAAUGCUAAGUUUCCACUUAAAUCUCAAAUAAAUAAAGGGAAAAUAACACCAGACAUGAGGCUGAAGCGACCAGCUAUUCUGUCGACCUCUGCAGCUCACCCCAACAAAAAAAGCAAACCUAUUUUAAAGGGAAACAUCGAGCAAGCAGCCAAACUGAACGUACUUUCUCCAGUAGCCCAGUCUAACUCAGCAGUGAGACAUGGCAUGGGCGUUCUAGGUGGAUUUAAAGAAGAUGCAGAGGUAAAACCACAAGUUCAGCCACCGUCCAAAAAGGAGGAGCGAUUCUCUGUGAGAGUGAGGGAAAGAGUGGGUGGACCUGUUACUCGUAGUUUACAACAAGUUACCGUCAUGAAUGCAGUGGUAAAGCAGGAGGAUGGAUCCAACCAAAGGAUCAGUGAGCCUCUGGUUGAUACAGACCACAAGAAAUUAUGA